AUGGCUCCGAGGCGACCCGUGACGGCAACGAGUACGGCGGACGGCAUGGCGAGGUCGACGACCGAGACGGUGACGGCGGACAACACCGCCAGAGUGCCAGUGCCUGACGAGAACAGCGAAGCGUCCACGACCAUGAUGACCGGCUCAGCAGUGACGGCCACGAACGGCCGAAGACGCGCGAAGCAGACGGCGACUGCUGCAACGAGACGCCGUGAGCGUCUUCGCGAACGAGACCAGCGACGUGUGCACUGGGCCGCCACGGUGACGAACGACGGCGACACGACCCGCACGGCGCUGAGUGCUGGCUGA
Messenger RNA from Phytophthora sojae, 309 nucleotides. RefSeq lists its product as hypothetical. The record is from RefSeq and is a predicted model, not a curated record. Lineage: Eukaryota; Oomycota; Peronosporomycetes; Peronosporales; Peronosporaceae. The transcript has a single exon. The coding region runs from base 1 to 309 and encodes 102 amino acids.